This is a messenger RNA of Ustilago hordei, 2535 nucleotides long. RefSeq lists its product as uncharacterized. Gene Ontology annotation, biological process: glycoprotein catabolic process; protein quality control for misfolded or incompletely synthesized proteins; carbohydrate metabolic process. NCBI's taxonomy places the organism in Eukaryota, Fungi, Basidiomycota, Ustilaginomycetes, Ustilaginales, Ustilaginaceae. Gene Ontology annotation, molecular function: peptide-N4-(N-acetyl-beta-glucosaminyl)asparagine amidase activity; carbohydrate binding. The coding region runs from base 1 to 2535 and encodes 844 amino acids. The record is from RefSeq and is a predicted model, not a curated record. The transcript has a single exon. Gene Ontology annotation, cellular component: nucleus; cytosol.
AUGCACCUCACUCGCCUUGUACCGUAUGCUCUCUCGUUCAGCGCGUUGCUUGCUGUGAGCGAUGCAGCACAAGCGCCUACUAGGGAUCCGGCUUCGUACGUCGAUACCCUAAUCGGCACCCUCAACGGCGGCAACGUCUUCUCCGGACCCUCCACACCCUUCGGCAGCAUCAAACCAGGCUUCGACUCGGAUUCAUCCAACAACCAAGCCGGCUUUGUUCCCGAUGGCAAAUCUCUCAUCUUUGGCAUCAGUGCACUUCACGAUGACGGUACAGGAGGAAGACCUUCGCUGGGUAUGUCUUCGCUGCUGCCCCAAUACUGCCAGUUAGACACGGAAGAGGCAAGCUCGGGUUGCAAAUGGACCAGAGACGCCCGACGAACCCAGGUCAAGCUUGAUUCUGUCAGCACUUCUCCUGGAGAGCUUCAUGCUACACUCGCAAACGGCAUCGACGUGAAUGUUGCCGCAACGGACCAUGCUGCGAUUUACAACUUCCAGUUCUCGCGAGCGAUCAAGAGAGGGCCCUGGCCUGGAGCGCGCUCCUUAAAGCGACGAGGCUCACAAGUCGGAGAGGUGAAUCGAAAGAGAGCAAACAACAUGAAUCCAGUACUUGUGUUCGACUAUACGAAUGACCUUCAGAAGAGCGGUGGAGCUCCACCUAAUUCCCUCCGCAUCUCUUCUCUCACUCUCCCAGCAACGCCGAACUCAGCAGCUACAAAAGUGACGAGGAUCCAGACCAGUGCCACCUUCUCUCCGUCUUUCGGCAUAGGCACAUUCAAAGUCUACACAUGUCUCGACCUACCGCUAGUCCGAUCCUUCGGCAUCUUCCAAGAUUCCAAAUCCACACCUGACCUUACCAAACUCACCGACAUUGACGGCGAAGCUGGUGUAAUCCUUACUUUCGAUCAAGACAAACUUUCUUCCCCUCCCUACAAUGGCAACUUACCUGUCCGAAUGGCGAUCAGUUGGGUCUCCACUGAAGCAGCCUGCAAAUUUGCAGCUUCUGAAAUCCCUGCCUUCCUCUUCCCCACUGCACUUUCCACUACCGCCUCCUCCACCCACCAACGAUGGAACAACCUGCUCGGCGACUCGCUCACCAUCUCCCACGAUGGUGUUACAAAGGACGAUCUGACCCUCUUCUAUUCCUCUCUCUACCGCUCCUUCCUAUCCCCUAACAAUGUCACUGGGGACAAUCCUCGGUUUGAAACGUCGAAACCCUCCUACGACUCGCUCUACUGCAUCUGGGAUAGCGCUCGUACAAUUCAUCCUCUAUGGUCCCUUCUCGCACCCGCCGCGCAGGCUGAAGUGGUGGAAGCAAUCGUUGAAAUUCAACGCCAGGAGGGUUGGUUACCCGAUUGCAGGAUGUCCACCAAUCAAGGCUUCACUCAAGGUGGAAGCAAUGCUGAAAUGCUUCUCUCCGAUUCUUACGUCAAAGGUAUCCUACGCUCAGACACGGCUUUCUGGAAAGACGCACUGCAAGCUAUGCUGAAAGACGCCACCGUCGAGCCUCCAAGUUGGGGUCUUGUAGGGAGAGGAGGCAUAGCCGCACGUGCAAAAUUGGGCUAUGUUCCCAGGGGCGAUUCGGGUUCACCUGCUACUAUUGGAGCAACUCCUGGUCGAACUGCUUCCAGAACUAUAGAGUACGCAUACAACGAUUUCUCCAUCGCCCUCGUCUCGGCCGGUCUACAAAAUCGACGACUAUACGACAAGUACGUCCGGUUAAGCCAUGACACAUUCAAUCUUUGGAACAGCAGCAUUACCUCGGACCGUUUCACCGGUUUCCUUCAAGCGCGGGAGCAAGAUGGUACAUGGUCCUACCAAGAUCCCCGCCGAUGUUCUCCAGCGUUGGAACCAUUUGCUUGUUUCCUCGACAGAGGCGAGGGACAUGAUUUUUACGAAGCUUCUUCUUGGCAGUACUCCUUCUUCGCCCCGCACGAUAUGGCGACCGUGGUGAAGCUUAUGGGUGGACAUGGUCGAUUUGUCCAACGCUACGAUCAUAUGUGGAAGAAGGGAUAUGCUGAUAUAGGUGAUGAACCUGGAUUUCUCGCUGCCUUCAGCGCUAACUACGCUGUUGCAGGCUACUCCCACACGGUAGACACAGUUCUAGGACUGAUAAGCAGCAAGUUCAACACGACAAAGAACGGCUUACCGGGUAACGACGACGUUGGGGCGAUGGGAAGUUUAGUUGUUUGGUGUCAUUUCGGAUUCUACCCUGUUGCUGGGACUGCGGUUUAUCUCUUCAGUACACCACUGCUGGCUGGGUAUGAGAUCAAGAAUGCAGUUACGGGAAAGUCGUUCAGGCUGAAAACGAUCGGAUUUGACAGAGGCCGAAAGAACAAGUACAUUGUUGAAGCCAAGUUAAAUGGGAAAAAGUAUACCAAGAACUGGUUGUGCCAUAAAGUCUUCACAGAUGGAGCGCAAUUGGAGUUGACCUUGGGAGACAAACCAAACCAAGAGUUCGGUGGGAAGGAGGAAGACCUUCCACCCAGUCUUUCCACUGGCGGCUUCGAAUACAAUUCACCCGAUCUCGGCUGCUAA